Messenger RNA from Exophiala dermatitidis NIH/UT8656, 2556 nucleotides. RefSeq lists its product as uncharacterized. The transcript is spliced from 3 exons. NCBI's taxonomy places the organism in Eukaryota, Fungi, Ascomycota, Eurotiomycetes, Chaetothyriales, Herpotrichiellaceae. The record is from RefSeq and is a predicted model, not a curated record. Bases 505 to 2115 code for a protein of 536 amino acids.
AUGACAUUCGGUCAUUUAGUAACGUUGACGGCAGAUGAUGCGCUCGAUGAAAAACUACCAAACAUGAGCUUGACCAAGUGGAGGAGAGUCUUGAGUAGAACCCACUAAGGUUAUCCCUCAAGAAAGCGGAACUCCGUGGAACAGUGAUUUGGGGCUAACGGGACCCUCGCAUGGUGACUGAUCCACGAGAAAUCAUCAGGGAAAUAGCCAAUGACAUUGGGGGACGAACACUCAGUGCAUGGACAUAGUGCUCUUCCGAUUGUAGGAUUGAUGAGGAUGAAACGGAACUUUUGUUGCCUCGUUGGUGUGACAAAGCAACACGCAAGUGUUGCUUGUAAGUAGCGUGGAUCCAUACCACCGCCAAGAAGUGCCACAGCCCAGCCAUCCCCCUUUGAGGUGAUGUCACAUGUAACCUAGCCUGGGCGCUUAAGGUCCGACCGCGACUGCACUUCGCUGGCAACUACAUGAACCUGCCCAUUCCUUUCUCCCUCAUUUGGAGCAACCAUGGCACGACGAGACAGUGCAACCGCUCAGAAGACCAAAAGGCAGUCCUUGAAUCUGCCACACCAAGGGAAACGCCCUCAAGGCAUCAAGAAGGGACAAAAGCAAACCCCUCUUCGACGGAGCGCCCGUUUGGACCGCUUGAUUGAGGUUAAUGAGACUCAACCAAAAGCCAGCCAGCAGCCUCUACCAUCUCCAGUCAGCGACAUUAAAAGUCCUCAUCGUGCGCACCCACCUCCUACCCUUCUACCAUCGAAGCCUCCGAAGCGGAAACGAGAAACUGAACAGCAACUAAACCCGCCCUCUCCAAAACGGCCGCGAACAUCUUGUCCUAGCCCCUCUGUUCAGGACGUGGAUUCUGUUACAUAUUGGACGCAGACAUACCACUGGCCGCGAGGAUACUUCAACGAAAGUGGCGAAAUGAGUCACUUAUUGGCGAGAAAGAAAUCCGCCACCUCCCUUCGCCGAAAGCGGUCGGAUAGCGAGUCUGGCGUACUCAGCUCAAAUACACCGAGUGACCAGAAGCCUAGAGAGGAGAAGAGUGCUCCUUAUCAAGACCCACGCUACAACUCGCUUCUCGAGGCGAAAGGCAGCUUUAUGGGCAAGUAUGUUGGCCGGAGUGAAGAGGGUCCUACAACAACAAGCAAGAAAGAGUACAAGUCCUUGCUUGAAGCCGAGCAGAUAGUUCCCGAACAUUCCUUGUUUCAGGAUGAUUUCUUCGAGGAUACCUGCGAGAUGGUACAGAACAGAAACGAAGCAAAGGUCAUUCAGGAUAUCGCAAGACUCAUAGUCCCUUCCGCGCAGUCAUUGGCGGUUCAAGGAGCGAAGCAUUUCAGGUGUCUCAUUGAGAGCGUCAACGAGGGCUGGAACAAUUCUAUCCCAGUCACCAAAACACGACCUCAACCAGACUAUUCUGUGGGGUUCAAACGCUCGGCAUUCACAGAAGAUCAACUUCAGAAACUCCAGCCGUUCGUGGGCGACCUCUUCGACAACUCCUUCUUCAUGGGGACAUGGUAUAUGUACUUCCCCUUCUUCUCGAGCGAAGUGAAGUGCGGUGCGGCCGCACUCGACGUGGUAGAUCGACAGAACGCGCACAGCAUGACGCUCGCCGUUCGAGGAGUCGUGGAACUGUUCCGGCUCGUGAAGCGCGAGAAAGAGCUUUAUCGGGAGAUCCUCGCCUUUUCUAUCUCGCACGAUAAUGAGACCGUGAGGAUUUAUGGCCACUACCCUGUGAUCGAGGGCAAAAAGACCACGUUCUACCGUCAUUCCAUUUAUAAAUUCAGCUUUACCGCACUUGAUGGGAAAGAGAAAUGGACGGCGUAUAAGUUUACCAAAAGUGUCUAUGAUACCUGGAUGCCUGCUCACUUCAAAAGGCUUUGCUCGGCAAUCGAUGCAAUACCACCCGAUAUACAUUUUGAAGUCUCCGAGGAAUCCGAUCUGCAAUUCCCUUCCUCAUCUGGACUCUCACAGGGUCUGGAGAGCCAUAACCUCUCGGACUUAGGAGCUAUAGGUGACGAUGAGCUGAGGCUCCUCGAUCCCCAGGAAUUGACACCAGAAACUUCUGUUACCCAAACAUCAGAACAGGUGACGUUCAAGAAACCAAAGAAGAGAUGAGACUCGGUAUUCACAUGGCUAGAGAACUUGUGGAGAAAGGAAGGUGGAAUUGGGGCAAAAUCAUUUCGACGAUAUUACUGUCUCACAAGCUGCUAUUAUCAUGGUGUUCGGGAACAAGUUUGGUCCCAACGGAGAAUCACUCGCAUCAAGAACGGUGUAUCAAUGUACACAGCAGAGAGAAAUUCUGGACAUGAUUUAUUGUGAAUGCUCUGUGCGAAAUACUUCGCUGGGGUGAUACGACCUUUUGGACAUGGCUCCUGAACGUUAUAUCUGCAUGCAAACAGGUUGAUAUCGUGAUAGUGAAUGCAUUCUCUUGUGUGCCGUAGUCUUCGAGUUACAGCCUGGAGAAAGUGUGAGAGAAGGGAGAAAUCCAAAAACCAUAAAGCAGUCAAUCAGGCUUUUCCAAACCCGUUUGAUUCUCUGAGUACUGCAACGAACGCC